Messenger RNA from Quercus robur (English oak), 2993 nucleotides. RefSeq names its product G-type lectin S-receptor-like serine/threonine-protein kinase SD2-5. Bases 42 to 2666 code for a protein of 874 amino acids. Gene Ontology annotation, molecular function: ATP binding; protein serine/threonine kinase activity. The transcript has a single exon. The record is from RefSeq and is a predicted model, not a curated record. NCBI's taxonomy places the organism in Eukaryota, Viridiplantae, Streptophyta, Magnoliopsida, Fagales, Fagaceae. Gene Ontology annotation, biological process: protein phosphorylation.
GUCGUUGCAGAAGAUGAUCAUUAAUUUUUAAUUUUUUUUAUAUGCCAGAAGGAAUUAUUACUAGCUAUGCUAGUCAUUCCAUCCCUCUUUCCGUGUCCAGUUUCCGUUUUGCCUUUCUUUCUUCUACCACCAUAUACAUGUUCCAGAUAAUGGGUGUAAGCUGGGCUUGCUGUAGUCUUUUUCUUUACUUUGCUUUUUUUCUAACUCCUUUUCCCAUCUUGGUGACUGCCGACCUAGCUUAUGGUUAUCUGCCUGUAAACUCUCCUAUUACAUGGACCAACAGUGAGUAUGACGAUUCUGAAAACUCUCGUACUCUAUGGACCGAAGGAAAUCCUACUGGCAAUUUGAACAAAUCCAAUGCGAGAAUCAUACUUGCCAGUAGUUCCUUCGCCAAUACAGAAGAUGAAUCUGCUUGUGGUUGUGGCUUCUUCUGUAAUCAAACGUGCAACAGCUCUCUCUUUGCCAUUUUCACUUUUUAUGGAUGGAAAUUAUUUGGCGCAGAAGUACCAUGGUCUGCCAACCCAAACAAUCCGGUUAGAAAAAAUGCAACUUUGAAGCUCACUUCAAAAAGAGGUUUAGUAUUACAAGAUGCUGAUGGAACUAUAGCUUGGUCCACAAACAUCGGCAACAAAUCUGUGGCUGGCCUACUCUUAACUGACACGUGCAACCUCAAGCUCUUGGAUGAAAAUAAUGCUACAAUUUGGCAGUCUUUUGAUCACCCAACAGACACGCUGAUUCUUGGGCAAAAGUUGGUGCCAGGGCAGCAGCUCACUAGCAAAGGAGGAUUGUUUUCGCUCUCUCUCACCAGUGGAGAAGGGAUGUUUGCUUAUAUCAAUUCUAACCCUCCACUACCCUACUACGUUUCUCAUUAUCUACCUGGUAUUAUUGGCAACAACUUUUAUGUUCAACUUCUUAAUCAAAGCUUAGCUCUCUUCAGCAAUCAAUCAUCUGAGCCAUAUAAGGUAGUAGAAUUAUUUUCAACACCAUCCUCAAUGAAGUACAUGAGAUUUGAGUCCGAUGGACAUUUGAGAGCGUAUAAUGACGAUGGGAGUCAAGCGUAUGAUGUUCUUACACAAUAUAUUGAAGGUGAAAACUGUGGUUACCCUACAUUUUGCGGCAAUUAUAGUUUUUGCUCAAACGGUGAUCAGUGUGUUUGUCCUUCACCAAUAAAUGGUAAAAGCUAUUUUCGGCAUAUUGAUGACAAGCAGCCUCACCUUGGAUGCUCCCUAGUUACUCCCCUGUCUUGUAAAGCUUCCAAAAAUCACAUUCUUUUAGAGCUCAAGAACAUCACAUACUUCCCCUUUUCAUACGCCGUCGCAUAUAUAGAUCCAAACUACCGACAUAUGACUUUAGAGAAUUGUACAGAUGCAUGCUUAAGAAAUUGUUCGUGCAAAGCUGCUAUUUAUGAUUCAAGCUCCAAUUUGGGAAAUUGCUAUUUACAACCCCAAAUUUUUUCAUUGAAGUCCAAUUUUGAAGAAACAGAGUCCAAGUUUAAAUUAUACAUCAAGGUGCAGAAUAUUCCUCCUUCACAACUCCAGCUUGAUAUACUAUUGGGAUCCAGCCUCGCAUUUGCCCAAAUUCUUUUUAUUGGAAUCUUUGUUUUUCUAUUUUGUAAGGAGGAAGUUGUUGAUGAAGGUGAGGAUUCUUGUUUAGAUCAAGUAACAGGAAUACUCACAAGAUAUUCUUACGUUGAUUUGCAAGCCAUAACAAAAAAUUUCAAUAACAAACUCGGCGAGGGAGGAUUUGGCACUGUUUUUGAAGGAACUCUAAUCAACAACACUAAAGUUGCAGUGAAGUGUCUUGAUGGUUUCGGUCAAAUCAAGAAAUCAUUUUUAGCUGAGGUUAUGACAAUUGGCAACAUUCAUCAUUUUAACUUGGUGAGAUUAAUUGGAUUUUGUGUUGAGAAAUCUCAUAGACUUCUUGUUUAUGAGUACAUGUCUAAUGGGUCUUUAGAUAAAUGGGUAUUUCACAAAAAUCCUGAAAUGUUGCUUGAUUGGCAACAAAGAAAGAAAAUCAUCAUUGACAUAGCAAGGGGGCUAACUUAUUUACAUGAUGAUUGUAGUCAAAAGAUAGUUCACUUGGAUAUAAAACCUCAUAACAUCCUCUUGGACGAUAAUUUUAAUGCAAAAGUUGCUGAUUUUGGGUUGUCUAAACUAGUUGAUCGUGACCAAAGCCAAGUUGUGACAACCAUGAGAGGGACACCUGGCUAUAUGGCUCCAGAAUGGUUAAGUUCAGUAAUUACUGAAAAAGUGGAUGUUUAUAGUUUCGGAGUAGUGCUCUUGGAGAUAUUGUGUGGAAGGAGAAAUGUGGAUCGCUCUCAACCAGAGGAAGCAAUGCAUUUACUUGAUAUUUUCAAGAAAAAUAUUGAGGAAAAUCGAUUGUUGGAUUUGGUUGAUAAGUGCAGUGAAGAUAUGCAACUACAUGGAGCUGAAGUUGUGAAUAUGAUGAGGGUAGCAGCAUGGUGUUUGCAAAAUGAUUUUACGAAGAGGCCUUCCAUGUCCAUGGUGGUUAAAGUCUUGGAGGGUGCUAUGCAUAUUGAAUUUGACCUAGAUUGUUUCAUCUUGAAUCUACCUUCACCAAACAUGAGAGCUGGAGUUGAUGAUCAAGAAGUGCAUGUUGUUGUUGCUACUCCAUUAUUGCCUUCAGUUCUAUCUGGACCACGGUGACUUUAGCUGUACCAUCUCCAUUGCUUCACCAAUGAGGUAAUUUCCGUACUUAUAAUAAAUUCUCUCAUCAAGUAACGAAUAUUAAUUGUUCAAAUUUAAUGGGAGCCUUCAACACCUGUCAUUCAUGUGUUCAUAUUGGCAAUAUCAUGGCUUCUCUGUUAACAUUUAUUUGGCAAUGUUGCAGUGAUGUAUAUGUGUGUGUACUCUGCUGGUGACACUAGAAUUUAAGUUUGAGUGGUAGAUUAUUUGUUGUAUUGUUGUGUUUGGAUCAUAAUGAUCAGUGUGUAAAAUAUAGUAUUGUUUAUGUAAGUUUGAACCGAAGUUUCA